This is a messenger RNA of Drosophila persimilis, 511 nucleotides long. RefSeq lists its product as uncharacterized. The transcript is spliced from 2 exons. Bases 2 to 370 code for a protein of 122 amino acids. The record is from RefSeq and is a predicted model, not a curated record. Lineage: Eukaryota; Metazoa; Arthropoda; Insecta; Diptera; Drosophilidae.
UAUGGAUCGAAUGCUGAUAUUCGUGGUUCCACUGCUCCUCUGGCAGUUGGUUCACAUCCCUGGCUCGACGGGGGGCUACAGUGACUUUGAGAUAGCAGAGGAAAUAACGACGGUACGUCAAUACUUGCCGGGACCUAUAAGGUUGCAGAGAACUGAAGGACGGACUCGAAACACUUUGUCAAUCGAUCAAGAGAAUGCUACAUUUAAUGGGGAAAUGGUGGAUAACUACUGUUGCUUCUGGGUGUAUCAGAAGCAUCCAGCGAUUCCCGAGAACUGGGAGCAUCGGGCAGAGUAUCCCUGGGAUUUCGUACUCAAUGGAAUUUUCGUGAAGAACCAACGAAACUAUACCGAUCCCGAUCCAGUCCAUUAGACCAUUGGAAAGCCGAUUCACCCCAAUCGAUUGUGUGCACUGUGGCUAUGCGUUUAAUUGGGCCCUGGCCCUGGGCCCACGUACAUCUUAACUGAGGCACAAAAUUAUAAUUAACUUUGUCUGGCUAAAGUUUCCUCAAAA